Nannizzia gypsea CBS 118893 is the source of this 825-nucleotide messenger RNA. RefSeq lists its product as hypothetical. The transcript has a single exon. The coding region runs from base 1 to 825 and encodes 274 amino acids. NCBI's taxonomy places the organism in Eukaryota, Fungi, Ascomycota, Eurotiomycetes, Onygenales, Arthrodermataceae. The record is from RefSeq and is a predicted model, not a curated record.
AUGCCUAGAAGUAUUCUCCUUCCGCAGGUUUUUCUUCCCCGCUCGGCUGUCAGCCUGGGACGUUUUGUUAUCAACCUCGAUGACCCUCUCCAAGAUUUUCACGAUCCCACGAGCAAUGCUAGCCCCGAUUGCGCUGAGAAAGUCCAAGAUCAGUACAGCAGCAUUUAUUAUUCCGCCAAACAUCAAAAUGUAGCGUCACAGCUUGCUUCGUUCCUAUCGUCCUCAUUCUCGAAACGCUUCAAUGCGACAGUUUGGCUUACAGCCGAUCAAGCUAAGACGUACUACUUGAACAACGCUGGCCAAUGGUUUCGAGAAGUAGUGAGAUCUCAAGAAACUCGCGAGUGGAUUGAGAGAACCAUCGAUGAAGGGGAAGACAUAUAUGUUGUUGUAGCUUACCACACGCUCGUGGGCGCUCAGAUACAAGAGCAGCUACGAGGGAAUCGCGCUGCUGGCGGAAAUAUGGCAAUACCAGCGUCGACGGCAUUGGCAGCAUCCGGCGUGGUUCUACCAUUCAAUUUCGUGGACUCUGGGAUCGGUGGCUUUUGUAGCCGUGUAGAACACGAGUACAGACUGUUCAAAGCGCCGGGUGAGCAGAUAUAUGCAGUGCAAUAUCGCAAGGUUGCCUGGAGAUGGUUUUCGAGCAAAAAAGCGGACGAGAUGACACUUGCAAAGAAAGCAUGUUGGAAAAGAUAUGACGGCCCGAGGAGCCUCCACGACGAGCAUGAUGACAUCAUUGAGGUGGAGCUCGAGGGCGAUUUCAAGCUGGAAGGGAACUAUGAUGAAUGCGCCAUAGAAUCUGGGGAAAUAUUUGUCUCAACUGUGUAG